This is a messenger RNA of Mercenaria mercenaria, 1968 nucleotides long. Its product is annotated as 2'-5'-oligoadenylate synthase 1-like. Gene Ontology annotation, biological process: regulation of ribonuclease activity. Gene Ontology annotation, cellular component: nucleoplasm; membrane; cytosol. Bases 258 to 1415 code for a protein of 385 amino acids. The transcript is spliced from 6 exons. NCBI's taxonomy places the organism in Eukaryota, Metazoa, Mollusca, Bivalvia, Venerida, Veneridae. Gene Ontology annotation, molecular function: 2'-5'-oligoadenylate synthetase activity; double-stranded RNA binding. The record is from RefSeq and is a predicted model, not a curated record.
GGAAAAUUGAUCACUUAUGUCACAUGUUACCGAUAUCAGUUGCUGAGCUCAUGCAUAAUGCACACAACUAACUACAUUGAUAUGCACUCCGAAAACGAAAGAAGGAAUUAUCAAAAACUAAAUUAAUACACAAAACAAGGCAAAGGAAGAAGUGUUCUGCCGAUAACUUGAAAAGAGGCCAUUAAGACCCGUUGGUUUGUGAAUGUUUGUGCAGCAUACCCUUUGGGAAGACAAAACCUGUAGAUGAACACAUAGAUAUGAAUAGGAAGUACAAAUCGGGAGAGUACCAGUGCUCCGUUUGUUCAAGGCGUUUCUUAGCAGAUAAAAGCCUGUCCCAGCAUCAAGCAGAUACAGGUCAUAAUGGAUUAUAUGGCGCAUUUGGAGGCUUAAGCGUAUCAACUGUAUCAACAGACAUAUACGCGUUGAAUGGUGGCACUUUAGAGAUCUUUAUCGCUGAAAACAUUCAAGCGGAUUCAUCUUUUCUGGGAUGCUGUGGAGAUGUCAUUAAUAGCCUAGUUCGAAAAUUACAGGACACCAGUUCGGUGACAUCAAAACUGCGCCCGAGACGAAUUAUUAAGUCUGGUUCCCUCGGAAAAGGUACAGCAGUGAAAGACAGGUCUGACAUUGAUCUCAUACUGAUGCUUGCAAAGUAUGAUGAUGUUGACGUCCUUAUGAUGGACAUGAGUGAUAUUCUUAGGAGCCUAGAGAGAAAUCUAAAGGUUAACACUACAGCAAAGCAUCAACGAACGACGCGAUAUUCAGUACAGGUAGAGCUGACCUGCCGUUCAGGCCAUAAACAUGACGUUGAUAUACUUCCUGCUGUUGACCUGCUUGAACUUGGCUACUCUCCAGUGGAAGUGUAUAGAAAAAUGAGAGACGUUUCAAGCAGUACCAUUCACGAAUACUCCGUUAGUCUGUCUCCUUUGCAAUUAGAAAUUAUUUCUGCUUUGCCUACCAAAGUUAAAAGCCUAAUCAAACUUGUUAAAUACUGGAAAGACAAAAAGCUAAAGAAAGAAGAUGAGCCAGAAAUGCCAAUUUUUGCUGAAAACCGAGACAGGAAGCCAAACUGGCCAAGUUCGUAUGCCUUAGAACUAGUGGUGCUGAAUGCCUGGACUGAAGCAAAUGAACCUGUCAGUUUUGACAUGACUCGAGCUUUGCAUGCUGUUCUUACAUCUCUUGUCAACCACAGACAGCUCAAAAUUAUUCUUAGACGACAAAUGAAAUACGGCACGUCUUUGGUACAUUCAAGACCGGCACCGUAUAUUAUGGAUCCUGCUAAUCCUUACAACGACAUGUACCACGGACUUGUGAAUGGUCAGGCAUUUGACUGGGACAUGGUUGUACCACAAGCUCGCCUUUGGCUCAAUAGACCGCUCUUUUACGGCGUUUCAAACACAAAGCAUAGAUGGAAAUAGAAAAGCCCCACAUUCUGUAUAAUUAAACCAGAAUGUAAUUCUAGUUUUUAUAACUUGUGUUUUGGAUUACCAAUGGUCGGAAGAAUGUUUUUCUAUGCAGUUUCUAUUUUCGUGUGCACAUAUAUUUUGUUUUUAAUUGAAACAUGCGCAAAGAUGUUAGUACUAUAUGUACUAUUGGAAGUCUGAAAUGUAAAUACUGUUUUAAAUUGAUUGUAAGCAUAAACACUUUUUGCUAUCUUUAUAGAUGUAUUUUUCUAUAUUUCAUAUAACUAAGGAGAAAACAAUUACAUGUUUCAUUUUACCAUUCAUACUGACUGAAAAGUAUAUAAGCAAAUGCGGGUAUAUUCCUUUGGCAGUUGUCAUACUUAAAUUUACUUUGCAAGAAUAUGAAUCUAUGCUUGAUUGACACUAUAAUAUUUUAUUUUAUUUUUUUCAAACAGAAAUAGGCUUCGCAAUUCCAGACGAAGCUGACAUAUGUUGUACCAUUUUACACAUAUGUAGAUUUAAAAAAAUUAUCAAAAGAAACAUAUAAUAAAAAAAUCUUUAAAAUGUG